Messenger RNA from Coregonus clupeaformis (lake whitefish), 1174 nucleotides. RefSeq names its product rhomboid, veinlet-like 2 (Drosophila) (gene rhbdl2). The transcript is spliced from 7 exons. Bases 1 to 789 code for a protein of 262 amino acids. Lineage: Eukaryota; Metazoa; Chordata; Actinopteri; Salmoniformes; Salmonidae. The record is from RefSeq and is a predicted model, not a curated record. Gene Ontology annotation, molecular function: serine-type endopeptidase activity. Gene Ontology annotation, cellular component: membrane.
AUGCUGCAGAGGUUCCAUCACUCCAUCUCUAAGUGGAUGCUUCCGGAAGAGCUCCACGAACAGUACCGGGAGCGAGCCAACUGCUGCCCCCCUCCCAUCUUCAUCAUCCUCAUCAGCAUCGGAGAGUUAGCGGUGUUUAUCUACUAUGCAGUGUGGAAGCCCCAGAAGCAGUGGGUCACCCUGGGCGAGGGCAUCUGGAACAGCCCUCUCACCUACAAAUCUGACCGGCGGGAGGAGGCGUGGCGCUUUGUCUCCUACAUGUUUGUCCACGCUGGCGUGGAGCACAUCCUGGGCAACCUGGUGAUGCAGCUAAUGCUGGGCAUCCCGCUGGAGCUGGUCCACAAAGGCUUUGAAGUGGGCAUGGUCUACAUGGCAGGCGUCCUAGCAGGCUCCCUGGCCAGCUCCAUAUUUGAUCCUCACAGUGCUCUGGUAGGGGCAUCUGGUGGGGUAUAUGCCCUCAUAGGGGGAUACUUCAUGAAUGCUAUUGUGAACUUCAGAGAGAUGAUUCCUCUCCUUGGAGUGUUUCGUAUUGGAGUGAUUGUGAUUAUCGUCGGGACAGAUAUCGGAUUCGCCCUUUACAGAAGGUUUCUUACUCACGACGUUGGCUUGAAGGUCUCGUUUGUGGCGCACAUCGGAGGAGGGGUGGCUGGGAUGACCAUUGGUUACGUGUUCUUCAGCGCCUACAACAAGAAGCUCUUGAAGGACCCGCGCUUCUGGCUCUGCAUAAUCGGUUACGUUGUCUUCCUCUUGUUCGCUGUGCUCUUCAACAUCUUCCUUUCCCCUGCAUAAUUUCACACUACACAAAUGAAUGUGUUUUGAAUAACGGAAAUAGGGCAUUUCAGGGACUUUGAAGGUUAUCCAAAAAAUGUAAACCCCCCCUACUGCAGGAGAUAAGAUAUUUAAAUGGAAAGAGGGACCCCUGUUGUUGAAGUGUAGUAUUACACACAGCACAUUAUCUUUGCUACAUGGUGUUUUUAGUGAUGUUGAUAAUGAUAUGCAUUAUUCAUUUGAUCUCGAGGUUUUGUACUGAACUCAAUAUACCUCAGUUUGUUGGUGUUACGGGUGUUUUUUCCAUAUGAUGUUUGUCCUGAUUGGUCAGUGAGUGGCGCAGUGGUCUCCUGAGUGGCGCAGUGGUCUAAGGCACUGCAUCGCAGUGCUAACUGUGCCACUAGAG